AUGGUCCUUCUUUCUUCGUCAACGGUCUCCACAAUUGUGUCGAUGGGGGUGGUGUGCAUCUUCUCAAUGAUGCUAUUUUUGGCUGGAUAUGUCCUACAGCAACAAUCGGUGAAGAGCAUUCAGCAUGCGCUACGCCCACCCCCUGGGUCCCAUCAUGGUGAAGGAUCCCGGGGAUCUACAUUCCAAAAUUCCGCUCGAAAGCGUGGCUUAUCAGAUUCAGAUCUAAGUUCGAUGAGUGAUUCCGACACUCCACAGACAAGCCACGAUCGCCGCCAGAAUCUAGGUGGAAAUUACGCAUAUCUCCAGCUUCUUUCGAACCCUGAUCCUUCGGACAUAUGCUCUGUCAUUCUCUUUUUCAAGCAUUUAGCAACAAGCAAGACCUCAAUUCAGGAUCGUCUAUUCAUGUACCCUGAGGAAUGGGAUCGCAUGUCUACAGCAGAGCUCGGAAAGCCUGCUUCAGAGGCCCUUUCAAUCCUACGCUCCGCAAGCAUCAAAUAUGGCAUCUGGUUACUUCCAAUUGAUAUGACUGCUGCCAAAGGCUACUCGGCGACCGACACCAAACUGCUCAGACUAGGCCAAGUUCAGUUUAUGCAAUAUGACAGUGUACUUUAUUUGCAAGCGCCGGGCAUGAUUCUUGACAUCGAGAAAUUGGACGAUAUCCUUUUGUCUCAACCAUUGCCGCUCGUGUAUGACACAAAUCGCGAGGAUUCCUAUGACAACUUGGCUUGGACACCGAUGACCCUCCGUCCGGAACGUGAUGCUGAUUUACCACCUGUCUAUUUGAUCACUGUGAAUAAUGUAGGAAGCGGACAUGUACAGGCUCGAACACAUGUGCCCAAUCCUAUCAUGCCCGAUUUCAAAGCUCUUGUCCGCAGGUCGCAGAGUAUUAUGUCUGACGAUGACGAGGACGAGGAGAUCACCGAGCUGCCAGCCUAUGUUUACUUUGGAAAACACAGCAAGGAGAAGGGAAGUGGGAACAAAAACCCACUGUUACAAAGCUGGCGAAAACAGCGACAAGAUGUUUGUCCGGAACUGCAUUUCGGUGAUGGCUUUUGA
This is a messenger RNA of Penicillium malachiteum, 1056 nucleotides long. RefSeq lists its product as uncharacterized. Bases 1 to 1056 code for a protein of 351 amino acids. The transcript has a single exon. The record is from RefSeq and is a predicted model, not a curated record. NCBI's taxonomy places the organism in Eukaryota, Fungi, Ascomycota, Eurotiomycetes, Eurotiales, Aspergillaceae.